AUGACAGGAUCGGUCCCCGGAGAUUCUGAUGAUGCUGUUAUUAUGGAGAAGACCAAGUUCGUCAAGAUGCAGAUUUCGUUCCUGUUUGUGAUAUGCAUGUUGAUGGACAUUGGAGGUAUAUGCUUUCAGAUCUCCAAGAAGAAGCGGGCAUUGAACAGUUUAGUCUUUUUCAUCAACACGGUUUCUUUUGUCGUUUACCUAUCUGCUUGUUUUGGUUGGAUACCGGCCAUCUACUCUCUCGACGGGAAGAGGGUAUCCGUAGAAAGAUUCUUUCAGUGGAUGAACACAACUCCUUGCAUGAUAUUUGUCUUGUCUGCAUUGGGGAAUACUCUACAAAAAUAUCUCAUUCAUGACGUCAAGGAACUUGUCAAAUGCGUCUUGUGGGAUGAGGCGAUGAUUUUCGCAGGCUUGCUUCAUGCUUACCUGGGGUUUUCCUUGUUGGGCUGGAUGUUCCUUUUGACUGCAUGCUUCUGCUUCUACCAAGUGAUGCAAAAACUUCACGGUGCGAUAUUGAUCAGCAUAUCGAAGGUUGCGACAGUCUACGAAGUAGUCUCUCUGCGGGUGCUCGAAAUCUUCACGAUCGUCUUGUGGUCGCUGUUCCCAUUGGUGCACGUGUUAUACUUCUCAGGGACCAUCACUUUCACUCAGUAUGAUAUCGCCCAGUCCUUUGUGGACCUGGCGACGAAGGCGAUUUACUCCGUUACGCUCAUCACUGGAAACUUCUUCCUCCUCGACACCGUGGCAGAACUUCGGCUGGAGCAGCUGCAAGCGGAGAAGGACGCAAGAAACAGCAAGGUUGUGCGCUCCGAGAUGAUGGAUCAUGCCAUGCAGAUGGCGGUGAUAGAGGCCGAGACCUCUGCUCGUCUCUCCUCGCGCUUCCUCGCCAACAUCAGCCAUGAGCUGCGCACACCCUUGAACUCUAUCAUCGCCUUCAACUCCCUGCUCCUCGAGUCCGACGACUUGAGCACCACACAGACAGAGUACGUGACCUCUUCCCUGACUUCCGCCGAAUCUCUUCUCAGUGUCAUAAACCAGGUCCUGGACUUUGCCAAGCUGGACUCGGAAUCCAAACUCUUCAAGACCUCCGGGGAGGAGGAGACACCGAAAGCUCUGCAGCCCUUCUUCCUGGAGCAAGUUUGCGACAACGUUUGUGACAUGAUGAGCUCGAGGGUGGCGGCUCGGGAGGUGGACUUUGCCGUCAAGGUUUCCGGCCACCAUGGACACGAGGAGGGGAAGAAGCUGAUGUUGGUGGGCGACUCGUUCCAGCUGUGUCAGUGCCUUGUCAACCUCUGCGACAACGCUGUAAAGUUCGCACGGAAGACGGGGGGCGAGGCUCACAUGCGCGUCUCCCUCCAGCGAUCCUCGAGCGACUGGGCCGUUGUCCAGGUGGAGGUGCAGGACAACGGAGUCGGAAUCGCCCGCGAGAGCUUGGACCUUCUCUUCAAACCCUUCUCGCAGAUCUCGUCCCAUUACUCCCGCGAGCAUGGAGGCACAGGCCUCGGCCUCGCCAUCACACACAAGAUCGUCACCAGCAUGGGAGGAACCAUCACAUGCUGCAGCGACGGCCUUGAGAAGGGCUCAACCUUCAGGUCCCACCUUGCCUCUCCUGCUCCUCCUCCCUUUGUCCCUGCUCCUCCUGCUCCUGCUCCUUCUUCUCUUACUCCUGCUCCUAUUUCUUCUGCUCUCGGAGUGGCACUGACAUGCAACAGGAUGGUCGUACCGUUCGCCAUUUACAAGCAAGAGGAGGUGGCCGAUGAGCUUCCCGCGGAGGAGGAGAAGUCGCACUCGUCCGAGGACAAACUCCAUCGCCACGACGACAAGCCCCUUCCCCAUGAUCUUCAGCUCGUCCUCUGCAUGGCUCGCGGUCCCUCCUUCCGAUCGGUCGAGCUCUUUUGCCGCAACCACAAGAUGAAGCCUGAAAGUUUCGCUUACGACGGGCCUGAACCCUCCAACAUGUCCAUGAUCCGGCUCGUGUCCAAGAUCAAGAGAACGCUGGGCAGCGACUCUCCCCCUGUCUUCCUCGUGCAGAUCGAGGUGUACAAGGAGCUGCUGAAGAAGCAGAUGCAGCUUCCUUCUCGGCUCCUCAUCUUCGGCUACAUCGACUCUCAGUUCGAGCUGAUAGAGUCGCAAGACGACAUGGCGACUCGGCUGGUUCCCCGGCCUAUCAAGCACAGCUUGCUGCACUCCAAGAUCCACUCGAUGCUGCUGAUUACGGCGGCAAAGACGGAAAGGAGCAGCAGCGUCGCGUCGGGAGACUCCGAGAAGAUCUCUGAGUUGGAUGACGUGAGUCAUCCCGACGAGGAACGGCAGCAGGAGAAGAAGCUGCGCGUCCUCGUCGUCGACGAUCAUUUCGCCAACCAGAAAGUGGCCGUAGCUCUCCUCAACAAAGUGCUCGGCAAGGAUGCUGUCAUUGCAGACAUUGCCAGCGAUGGCGUCGAAGCGCUGAAGCUCGUUGAGGACAAUAAGGACGAUCCCUACAACCUCAUCCUCAUGGACAUUCAGAUGCCCAACAUGGACGGCCUGGAGGCUACGAGGAGAGUGAGGUUGCUGGAGAAGAAAGACUUCGACGAUGCGAGCUCCAGCGACAACUUGCGGGUGGGAGGGUGA
Molecule: messenger RNA, 2607 nt
Organism: Guillardia theta CCMP2712
Lineage: Eukaryota; Cryptophyceae; Pyrenomonadales; Geminigeraceae
Exons: 14
Coding region: 1-2607 (868 amino acids)
Biological process (GO): phosphorelay signal transduction system; phosphorylation
Cellular component (GO): membrane
Molecular function (GO): phosphorelay sensor kinase activity
Source: RefSeq, a predicted model, not a curated record